Molecule: messenger RNA, 1982 nt
Organism: Dunckerocampus dactyliophorus (ringed pipefish)
Lineage: Eukaryota; Metazoa; Chordata; Actinopteri; Syngnathiformes; Syngnathidae
Gene: ube2ka
Product: ubiquitin-conjugating enzyme E2Ka (UBC1 homolog, yeast)
Exons: 7
Coding region: 299-901 (200 amino acids)
Biological process (GO): protein polyubiquitination; proteasome-mediated ubiquitin-dependent protein catabolic process
Cellular component (GO): nucleus
Molecular function (GO): protein binding; ubiquitin conjugating enzyme activity
Source: RefSeq, a predicted model, not a curated record
UCCUCUCAGCCAGACUUGAUGCAGUUUGCCAUUAAAAUGUUUUCAUUGCCUCCAACCUUCCUACUCUUCCACAUUUGAUGAUAGUACACGUAUAGACGCAGUUACACCGGCUACACAAGGCCACGCUGCUAAGCGGAACUGACGGCUCUCCAGGAGAACAACACAGCGGUGGUUAUUUUGGAGGUUGUUACCUAAAAGCGGCUCCUGUGUGGGCACAACAAGCUAGCUAACGUUCGUCAGGCCGGGACAGACAGCGGCGAGGAGGCCCCAAACGGCACAGGAACUCGGGGGGAAAAUCAUGGCGAACAUCGCAGUUCAGAGGAUAAAACGGGAAUUCAAGGAGGUGCUCAAAAGCGAAGAGACAAGCAGAAACCAGAUUAAGGUGGAUCUGGUAAACGAGAACUUCACAGAACUUAAAGGGGAGAUAGCAGGGCCACCUGACACACCAUAUGAAGGAGGUAGAUAUCAACUAGAAAUUAAAAUUCCAGAGACAUAUCCUUUCAAUCCACCUAAGGUGCGGUUUAUCACAAAGAUCUGGCAUCCCAACAUAAGUUCGGUCACAGGUGCAAUAUGUUUGGACAUUCUCAAAGACCAGUGGGCGGCGGCCAUGACGCUGAGGACAGUCCUUUUGUCACUACAAGCUUUAUUGGCAGCUGCAGAACCAGACGAUCCACAGGACGCCGUGGUAGCCAACCAGUACAAGCAGAACCCAGAGAUGUUCAAACAGACAGCGAGGCUUUGGUCUCACGUCUACGCUGGCGCUCCCGUCUCCAGUCCGGAGUACACACGCAAAAUAGACAAACUCUGUGCCAUGGGCUUUGAAAAAAAUGCAGUAAUAGUGGCCUUGUCAUCCAAAUCCUGGGACGUGGAGACGGCAACAGAGCUACUGCUCAGUAACUGAAUCUUGACGACAACUUUUACAUCUUCCUCAUUUCCCGUCCCCCACCUCUCACACGCUCUCCUACAGCCUCCUCCAUAUUCCCGCCGUCUCUUGGCGUCUCUUCCUGCACUGCACCUUCUGUUUCACAGUGGACUCUGCCCCCGCACUUCCCCUCUCCCCGUUCAUUGCCUCCGCUGUGCCACACUCCACAAUCAGUUGCUCGGUGAGUGUGCAUCACUGGUCCCCUAGAUGGUCAUUCAACAUUCCGCUCAGUGCUACAAUCACGACGUCGGACCACUUAAUACUCCCACCCACGACCGACUCGCCACGUCUCUCUUACCGUGUACGACAAGCAUCCAUCAGCAGCUGAUCCUCACCUAUGCAGUACAUUGACUUUUAGUUUGGAAUACUUUUUUUGUAGGAGAGUGUGAAGCCAUUCAAGCAGACUGCUCAUCAUUUGGUUUCCACACACCUUGAUAAAAAGCAGAGUCUGAGGCAAAUUUAAUUUUAAAAAUGUCCCCCGCCCCCCAUAAGACUACCCUUAUAAUUAUCAUAUGGCAGUAAUGUGAUUACUGAGGGUAGCUUGGUGUAAAUAAAUUGCCCAAAUUAGAUUUCAUCAUUUAAAUUGAGAAAGAAGGCACGGCGUAUGGAAGUAAUUCCGACACAGACACGGACAAGGCUUAUUCCCUCAUUCAGAGACCACACCACUGCUCAUUGCCAUAGCAUUCAUUUCAGCUCGCGUUCCAACCAGGUUUGUCACCACUACAUUACAUACACGAUGUAAUUACUCUAUUCCGCUGUCAGACAUCCCUCCCCACCUGUUCAUUACUUCAAUAAAACUCACCUGUCUCUUCUCACCACAUUUUUUAUUUUUUAAAAAAAGGAAAAACCUUUUAUUUGGGUUUGGCUGCCUACAGGAAUAUAUUUGGAUUCUUGUUUUUAGAACCGAAAAAAAAUACAAAGAAAACACAUUAAAUGCAACCUCCAAAGUAAAAACAAAACAAAAAAAAGAGUAAAAAGUAUUGCAUCACCUUGACAAUGCCAACAGAUAAAUAUGUCAAAAGAUUCAUCUGUAAAUAAAGAUAAAGUCUGUGUAAAUUAA